CCAGCCAUGACCUUCGGGCGCAGCGGAGCGGCCUCGGUGGUGCUGAACGUGGGCGGCGCCCGGUACUCGCUGUCCCGAGAGCUGCUGAAGGACUUCCCUCUGCGCCGCGUGAGCCGGCUGCACGGCUGCCGCUCGGAGCGCGACGUGCUCGAGGUGUGCGACGACUACGACCGCGAGCGCAACGAGUACUUCUUCGACCGGCACUCGGAGGCCUUCGGCUUCAUCCUGCUCUACGUGCGCGGCCACGGCAAGCUGCGCUUCGCGCCGCGGAUGUGCGAGCUGUCCUUCUACAACGAGAUGAUCUACUGGGGCCUGGAGGGCGCGCACCUCGAGUACUGCUGCCAGCGCCGCCUGGACGACCGCAUGUCCGACACCUACACCUUCUACUCGGCGGACGAGCCGGGCGCGCUGGGCCGCGACGAGGCGCGCGCCGGCGGCGCCGAGGCGGCCCCCUCCAGGCGCUGGCUGGAACGCAUGCGACGGACCUUCGAGGAGCCCACCUCGUCGCUGGCCGCGCAGAUUCUGGCCAGCGUGUCGGUGGUGUUCGUGAUCGUGUCUAUGGUGGUGCUGUGCGCCAGCACGCUGCCGGACUGGCGCAUGGCGGCCGCCGACAACCGCAGCCUGGAUGACCGGAGCAGGUACUCCGCCGUCCCUGGGAGGGAGCCCUCCGGGUAG
Molecule: messenger RNA, 675 nt
Organism: Tupaia belangeri chinensis (Chinese tree shrew)
Lineage: Eukaryota; Metazoa; Chordata; Mammalia; Scandentia; Tupaiidae
Gene: KCNG3
Product: potassium voltage-gated channel modifier subfamily G member 3
Exons: 1
Coding region: 7-675 (222 amino acids)
Biological process (GO): action potential; protein homooligomerization; potassium ion transmembrane transport
Cellular component (GO): voltage-gated potassium channel complex; membrane
Molecular function (GO): protein binding; delayed rectifier potassium channel activity
Source: RefSeq, a predicted model, not a curated record